UUGAUYAAACACCACAGAAGAAGAUCCGUGUCCUUCACAAAAACAGCUAGCAUGGCUACUGCUACUAAAUUCAUUCAGAUGCUACGAAAUUUUUUAGCUGGGCAAAAUGUGCAAAGCAAACUGCAGCUGCGUUAUGAGGAAAUAUCAAAGAGGUCUCAGCCACCACCUAUUCUGCCGGUGGGCCCCAGCCACAAGUUUGCUAGCAACUACUAUUACACCCGAGACGGCCGCAGACAGGCAGGACCCCCCACAGUUGUAUGGCAUUCACAGAAAGCUAUAACUGCUGGCAGCCAAGUUGCUGAGAAACCCAACGUUCCAGUGACACCAGGACCUCUUUAUAAACCGCCGCCACUGUCCACGGACCAGCCGUACCUCUGAGCAGCAGCAAGAUAUUUCAGUGUUGGUUGUAACUUGUACAAUAAAAGUGUAAAUAAAAAUACAUGCCAUG
Messenger RNA from Austrofundulus limnaeus, 448 nucleotides. It is a transcript of the gene ndufa7, whose product is annotated as NADH:ubiquinone oxidoreductase subunit A7. Bases 52 to 378 code for a protein of 108 amino acids. The record is from RefSeq and is a predicted model, not a curated record. Gene Ontology annotation, cellular component: respiratory chain complex I; mitochondrial inner membrane. The transcript has 4 exons. Gene Ontology annotation, biological process: ATP synthesis coupled electron transport; mitochondrial electron transport, NADH to ubiquinone. Lineage: Eukaryota; Metazoa; Chordata; Actinopteri; Cyprinodontiformes; Rivulidae.